UUAAGCGGCCAUGGGUUUUAUCAAGGCGGUCGCAGGCAAUGUAAUCCAAGAGAGCAUCUCGGCGCUGCUUAUGUAGAAAAGCCAGAGGUCAACUUCUUUUGCAUUAGCUAUACAACGAAGAAGUGUACAUAAAAUUAUUAAUUUGUUGUCGAAGGAAAGAGUGCUGAGGAAUGCUACGCUUACAGUUUAUAUGGAGUUCAUCAUAAAAUCACGUAAUUUAACCUUUAAGCACACCGAACAGUAUUUGUUUCUAUGUGUGUGUGCGUGUAUAUUACCCAAAGAAGGACUGACUUUUGACCUUCCGAUAUUCGAGUUCUAGCGUUUCUUUACUGCCCACAACAAUACCCUACUUUCUUUUGUCCGCCUUUUAAGUUCUAGUUUUCAAUGAUCACGUUCUGAAACAGUCUUCGCGAAGAAAUAUGUCACUGUUGAAAUGAAAUUUCAAGGGAUGGAGUAGUUUAAUGGCAAUGAUGUUAUUUGACUGUACAUCUCACUUCACUUUUUGUAAGCUUCCACUCCCGGACUUUUACUGUGUCAUCCAUAUCAAAUAUCCUUUUACAAUGUCAAUUAGUCAAUAAAAGCCUUGACAUUUGACACAUGAAAAUCACUUAGAAGCAACAGAAUAAGUUGCAUAUACUGAGAAGAGUCUUACCAAUACAGUAAGGUGCGUGUUUUUGCGACUGUGUCCACUAACAAUCAGCACUAAAAGCAGGUGUACACACCACUUGGUUUAGCUCCAUAGGUAAGUGGAACAGCUGUACGUUUUAUCCUUUGAGCUCUGUCAAGGUUUACAUGUUAUUUAAAAACUUAAAAAAAAAAAAAACAUAAAAAAAAACCACAUACACACACACAACUCUAAUAUUACAAGCCGUGUAGACGCUCACAUCAGCACGAACGAAAGAAGAAAUUGCACUUUACCGUUUUUUGAGUCUGAUGGUGAUGACAAGUAUACGCGAUCUAGUACACCGGGCUAUUGUUGUGAGCGUAAUGUUCGCGCUUCUCCAACUGGUUACAUAAUGAUGCUCGCGUUAUCCAUUAAACGAGUCAUCUGCGAAGUACUGUGUGUGUGUGUUAUGGAAUAUAUGAACAUUUUAGGGAAGUUCUAGUGGCGGCAUUUUACAGUCUUUGCGCGGAAAAAAAGCUAUAUUGAAUAGAGGCUCCUUCAACUCGCAUCAAGCGGUCAUAAUUCCUUCUAUAGAUCUCGAUGUAUUGAUCGUUUACUUGUGGGCGAAUUGGGCUCAAACCCAUCGUAUAACGUCUAAGACUAAUGAGCAUAGCCUGUUAGGAAGGCGCACCACGAAAACAUUAGCAUCUUUCUCUCUCGCAAUCUCACACCUCAAAAUUCUUAGUAUACACCUGCACAAAACUUAGACUAACAGAAAAAAGUGACAAUAACGAUCUAUCUGAGAUGAACUGUGUAAAUCUCAGUUAGUUGUUCUUAUUUUAUUUAAGAAAGUGCUUCUAAAGUAAGGUACUAAAUUAAGCUCAAAGCCCUACGUUGGCUUGUUUAAUUAAGCAUUAUGUUACUAAUAUUCCGUCGUUUGAGGGCUUUUAUAAUACAUAAUAUAUAAUAAUAUAUAUAUAAUACUUUUAUAAACGCGGAAGUAGUAAAAUAAUUGCAGCAAUGUAGUAGGUAAUGCACUCACGUUGAAUAUUCUAUUUUAACAUCCACCAAUCCUUUUUUUUCUUCUUCUUCUUGUUUUUUUCUGUUAUAAACAUGGCAAUACUAAACUUCAACCCAAAGGUCAAUAUUUUUAGUCAAAAGAGGCUUAAAUGAAUUAUGAUAUACUGCUUUAGGCUGGACAGGAUGUUUGCUCAACGAAUGGAAUGAUUAUACACAUGUGACUGAUAGGGCCCUUCAAAGUCUACUCGUGAACUCGACUCUAGUCCGUUCAUGAUUCUUCUUAAUUUUGUUCGUCUUCCUCGUUAUUUUUUUACUGAUCCUUCUGCUUGUUUUACUCGUGGUUCGUGGUGAAAUAAGUAAAUGAAUACCGAAAUAAAUAAUAAUGAUGACAAUGAUGAUGACGAUGAUUCUCAUCCGCUUGAUAGAUAGUAGGGUUUUAAAAAUAUUUUUUUAAGUGAAUUAUUGAUUUAUGCUCUGUCUGUAUUUUUAAUUGUAUUAAUUUCGUAGCCAGCUGAUCUUGCUGCUCAUAACUUGGAAGACCCUUCUUUCUUGGAGCAAAGCACUUCGUCACAAUCAUCACUGUAUUUUUCAACCCAGAGUUUACGAUGGAUUCAAAACCUCUCUUUACCACAAUGAUCUUAUGGCUAAUUUUGAGCUCCGUUCUAUUGGACUACACUGAAGGAUUUCUUUUUAAAGAAUCUACGACA
Messenger RNA from Porites evermanni, 2331 nucleotides. The record is from the annotation of a GenBank genome assembly. Lineage: Eukaryota; Metazoa; Cnidaria; Anthozoa; Scleractinia; Poritidae.